Messenger RNA from Hibiscus syriacus, 1173 nucleotides. RefSeq names its product coenzyme Q-binding protein COQ10 homolog, mitochondrial-like. The transcript has 5 exons. NCBI's taxonomy places the organism in Eukaryota, Viridiplantae, Streptophyta, Magnoliopsida, Malvales, Malvaceae. The record is from RefSeq and is a predicted model, not a curated record. The coding region runs from base 130 to 897 and encodes 255 amino acids. Gene Ontology annotation, biological process: cellular respiration; ubiquinone biosynthetic process. Gene Ontology annotation, molecular function: ubiquinone binding.
AAAUUAGUCACGCAAGAACUCAACCUUAAAUUGGAAGUUGAAACAGAAGGAAUAUCCAAGAAGCUCGCUCCGUUGUCCCAAACAAAGAAAUUUAUAUGUUUCAAUUCGUGUCCAAAUCAUAAAAUUGCAAUGCUGCCGUUUUUUCCGACCUCAAAGGCGGUCGGAUCGGUAAUAUCCCGUAGAAAUGUGAUUAGCCAGUUUGUUAGGCGCGCCAAGAACGGUCAGCGGUCCGGGAACUUCGAUCAAAUCCGAUGGGUUACUAGCAUUUCCGGCUCCCAAACGCCUUGGGUCCACCCGUCACUCGGUUCACGCAAGGAGGCUUCUAUUGUUUCAUUAAACAAUUUUUUCAAUCAUUACACUCUACAAAGGAGACAAUUUUUAGGAUGUGGCGACGGAGAGGAAGGCGGCGUUUUGUCAAAAGUUUACGAGGAAAGGAUCGUCAUGGGGUAUUCGCCGGAGCAAUUGUUUGAUGUGGUAGCUGCAGUUGAUUUGUAUCAUGGAUUUGUUCCUUGGUGUCAGCGGUCUGAUAUAACUAAACGGUAUCGAGAUGGAUCAUUUGAUGCUGAAUUAGAGAUUGGUUUUAAGUUCCUUGUCGAGAGUUACGUUUCUCAUGUGGAAUUAAGCAGACCGAAGUUUGUGAAGUCAACUGCUUCCGAAAGUAGCCUUUUUGAUCAUUUGAUAAACAUUUGGGAAUUCAAUCCCGGACCAGUGCCAGGAACUUGCAACCUUUACUUUCUAGUGGACUUUAAAUUCCAGUCACCACUCUACCGGCAGGUCGCAUCCAUGUUCUUUAAGGAAGUAGUGUCCCGAAUGAUCAGCUCAUUUAGUGAACGUUGCCGAUUGAUAUAUGGACCUGGGGUUCCGGUCCUUGAGAACUCUUAUGUAGGAAGGACAUGAACGUUUGUUUCCGGAAGCCGGUUUGAAGUGCUGUGUAGAGCAUUUAAGGGCAGCAUCUGGAAUUAUUAUUAUUAUUAUUUAUAAAGACACUCUCACGUUGCCGUGUUUGUUUUCAGUACUGCCCGCCCAUUAUAGGUUCGCCUUAACCUUGAUAGGUAUUCGUUUGCCCUCGUCCAAUUUUCACAAAGAUUAAUCGAUAUGGCAUUCAACCAAUUUCAGCUUUUGCCUCGUUUUUUACACUAGUUAUGUCGAUAUUUUACAGAUUUGCAAUUGAUA